UUGAUUUUGAAAACGACUGCAGUUGAAUAGUAGAACUGUAAAACAGUACUGUAUAAAAUGUUUAACAAAAUUUUGGAAACACCUAAAUAACUGUCCGGAUAAAAUAUUAUGUAAGUGGGUCAAGGUCAUUCUUGGAGUAACUUUCAACGAGAAAUAUAAAGUACAAAAAUAUACAAAGGUUUGACACCGAAUAAGAAAAACUGAAAGUCAAAAUAAAUGUUUCUUCAUUUGUGCACAUAAAAAUCAAGCUGUUGUGUAGAAAUUUAUAUGGAAAUGAAUGGUAUAAAAAGGCAAGUAAAUUCAGCAGCUUCAUCUUUAACAAUUUUUCCGAAUUGUGGAAAUAAAAUUACGUACAGAAUACAUUUAAAAUGGUUGUGGUCUGUAGUAUUUUUUCUGUUUUGAUCCUGGCAGUAUUAAAAUUCUCCGAUGCCUCUGAUUACUGCAAUAUUCGCACAUGCAUAGCAGGAACUCAUACUAUGUGUCUUUUCCAGAUUCCUGUACCUCUAUGUCCAGCAUACGGUUUUGGAUUAACUGGUCAAGAAAAGCAGGCUAUUUUGUCUCAUCACAAUGAACUGAGAAGAAGAGUAGCUGCUGGAAUGGAAACUCAAGGAAGUCCAGGUCCACAACCACCUACAAAAUUCAUGCCCGAUCUUGCAUGGGACAAUGAACUUGCAAUAAUAGCACAAACAUUAGCUGAUACCUGUAAAUUCGAACAUGAUAAAUGUCGAGAUGUUGAGAGAUUCCCAGUUGGUCAAAACAUCGCCUCUAUUGCAUCUACCGAACCAAAUUUUUCUCCUGACUUAACAAGGCUUGUGCAGAUGUGGUAUGACGAAGUCAAAUUAUUCAACGGACAAGAUGUUUCGGAAUAUAGCUUCAAUCCAGCAGUUGGUCACUAUACACAGUUGGUUUGGGCCAAGAGCCUUUACGUAGGUUGUGGUGUGGUCAAGUACAGUGAAGGAGGAUUAAACAAAGUUUAUUUAGUUUGCAAUUAUGGGCCAGCUGGAAAUGUCCUUGGCGAAGAAAUAUACGAAGUUUGCUAAUUUGAUUCAUAUUGUUAAAUAAAUUUUUGAUUAUUGUUUCUAAUUAUUGUUUAUAUUGGAUUGCCUUUGUUAAUCCUUAGGAACUAAUAAAUUUAUUAUUAAAUACAAAUA
Molecule: messenger RNA, 1151 nt
Organism: Belonocnema kinseyi
Lineage: Eukaryota; Metazoa; Arthropoda; Insecta; Hymenoptera; Cynipidae
Product: venom allergen 3-like
Exons: 6
Coding region: 369-1040 (223 amino acids)
Cellular component (GO): extracellular region
Source: RefSeq, a predicted model, not a curated record